Molecule: messenger RNA, 335 nt
Organism: Impatiens glandulifera
Lineage: Eukaryota; Viridiplantae; Streptophyta; Magnoliopsida; Ericales; Balsaminaceae
Product: flowering-promoting factor 1-like protein 3
Exons: 1
Coding region: 9-335 (108 amino acids)
Biological process (GO): regulation of flower development
Source: RefSeq, a predicted model, not a curated record
UAGUUUAAAUGUCGGGAGUUUGGUUGUUCAAAAAUGGAGUAGUUCGUCUGGUGGAAAACGAGUCGAAUCAGGGGUAUAUGCAGAGGAAAAAAGUGUUGGUUCAUGUUUCUACGGAUGAAGUCAUCUCUUCAUACUCUAUUCUUGAGAAGAAGUUGGUCUCGCUCGGUUGGGAACGUUACUACGACGAACCAGACCUACUUCAAUUCCAUAAGAGCUCCACCAUCCACCUCAUCUCCCUCCCAAGAGAUUUUUGUCACUUUAAACCUAUGCACAUGUUUGACAUCAUCGUCAAGAACAAAAAUGUGUUCGAAGUCAGAGAUAUUGUCCUCAUGUAA